Lotus japonicus is the source of this 2655-nucleotide messenger RNA. Its product is annotated as glucomannan 4-beta-mannosyltransferase 9-like. Gene Ontology annotation, cellular component: Golgi apparatus. Bases 620 to 2221 code for a protein of 533 amino acids. The transcript is spliced from 9 exons. The record is from RefSeq and is a predicted model, not a curated record. Gene Ontology annotation, molecular function: mannan synthase activity. Lineage: Eukaryota; Viridiplantae; Streptophyta; Magnoliopsida; Fabales; Fabaceae.
CUCAAGCAUUGGGAGGCCAAAGCCAUUAUAAAAAGCAAACAAUUAGAGAGAGAGAAUCCAAGCAAUGCAACACACAUCCACCCACAUAGAGAAACCUUCUAAAUCCUAAUAUCAAAUUAAGAACAUUCUCUCCCUCCAUUUCAUCUCUUACUUCUUCCUUCAUUUCCUGUCCUUUCCUGUCCUCUUUUUUUGUCAUUGUUGUGUUCUGCUUCUCUUUUCUUUUGAUUAUAGAAGCAGAACAACAGAAUUUGACUCUUUUCGUUCAAGUGGUCUUGUUGUGGUCACCAGGUUCCAGUUUCCCAUUUCAGGAGAAGCACGUUUUGGUAGAUAGAUUAUAGAUAGGGCCUGUUUGGCCUUGUGAAAACCUUUAAAAAAGUUACAUGUUCUGAGAUCUAGCAUAUAUGGUUUUCUUCUCUCUCUAGCUUUCUUUGUUGGGGGGCUUGAGCAAGCUAGAGAGACUGACAUUGUUUUUUGCGUGGCCCAGAAGCAAAACAACAAUACCAAAAAGAAAAUAUUCCUGUUCCUUUACCAAAAUUGAUUGUUUUAUAUAAACCCCUUCUUGAUCUAGUUCACUUCAUCCUUCAUUUCCCAUUUCUCUGUUUUUCUCUGUUCUGUUCCAAUGGAACGCAUUUCUUCAACUACAACUCUCCCAUAUGCAUUCCAAGGGGCUAGGGAUGACAUUACCAUGCAGCUUUCGUUGAUUUGGAGUCAAAUAAAAGCACCAUUGGUUGUCCCUUUGCUGAGAUUAGCAGUGUUUUUUUGUUUGAUCUUGUCGGUGAUGAUGUUCAUUGAGAGGGUUUACAUGGGGGUUGUCAUUACUCUGAUCAAGGUGUUUGGUAGAAAGCCAGAGAAGCGUUACAAAUGGGAGCCAAUGAAGGAUGACAUUGAGUUGGGAAACUCUUCUUACCCAAUGGUUCUUGUUCAAAUCCCCAUGUACAAUGAAAGAGAGGUUUAUCAACUCUCAAUUGGAGCUGGAUGUGGGCUUUCUUGGCCUUCAGAUAGGAUCAUUAUACAAGUCCUUGAUGACUCCACUGAUCCAACAAUCAAGGAGCUGGUGCAGCUGGAAUGCCAAAGAUGGGCAAGCAAAGGAGUGAACAUAAAGUAUGAGGUGAGGGACAACAGGAAUGGAUACAAAGCAGGGGCAUUGAAAGAAGGCAUGAAACAUAGCUACGUGAAGCAAUGUGAUUUUGUUGCUAUCUUUGACGCUGAUUUUCAGCCAGAGCCUGAUUUCUUGUGGCGCACUGUGCCAUUCUUGGUGCACAAUCCUCAACUCGCCCUCAUUCAGGCUCGGUGGAAAUUUGUGAAUUCAGAUGAAUGUUUAAUGACAAGAAUGCAAGAGAUGUCACUGGAUUACCAUUUUACUGUGGAACAAGAAGUGGGGUCUUCCACUUAUGCCUUCUUUGGCUUCAAUGGGACUGCUGGAAUAUGGAGAAUUUCGGCGCUGAAUGAAGCUGGUGGGUGGAAGGAUAGGACCACAGUGGAAGAUAUGGACCUGGCUGUACGAGCAAGUCUCAAAGGAUGGAAAUUCCUAUACUUGUCUGACUUGAAGGUUAAAAAUGAAUUGCCAAGUACUCUCAAGGCCUACCGCUACCAACAGCACCGUUGGUCUUGUGGACCAGCCAAUCUGUUCAAGAAAAUGGUCUUGGAGAUUGUAAGAAACAAGAAAGUGUCAUUGUGGAAGAAGAUACAUGUGAUUUACAGUUUUUUCUUUGUUCGGAAAGUCGUAGCACACAUCAACACAUUUGUGUUCUAUUGCAUCAUAUUACCUGCAACAGUUUUGGUGCCUGAGGUUGUGGUUCCAAAAUGGGGAGCUGUUUACAUCCCUUCUGUUAUCACAAUUCUAAAUGCAGUUGGAACUCCAAGGUCACUACAUUUAAUGGUCUUCUGGAUUCUCUUUGAAAAUGUUAUGUCUCUGCAUCGAACAAAGGCAACGAUUAUCGGUCUACUCGAGGCUAGUCGAGUGAAUGAAUGGAUUGUCACUGAAAAGCUUGGAGAUGCUCUCAAGGCUAAAGCAGGAGGUAAAGCACCCAAGAAGCCUAGAUUCAGGGUUGGAGACAGGGUUCACAUGUUAGAACUUGGUGUUGGAUUCUACCUCUUCUUUUGUGGCUGCUAUGAUGUUAUGUUUGGGAAAAACCACUACUUCAUCUACCUAUUUAUCCAAGCAUUUGCCUUCUUCAUCAUGGCAUUUGGAUAUGUUGGCACCUUUGUUCCCAACUCCUAGAAGCACUUGGCAAUUCUUCAUUUAGCAAUUUCAGCUUCUGUGGUUUCCUGAUACCAACACAUUGUAUUAUAGUGUGUUUUUUAGCAUAGUUCUGGCAAAUUACAGCUUGAUAGUAUAAAUGAAAAGGUGGUCAUUCUUUAAGGUUUUGCAUAAUCAGAGGCAGCGACUCUGAAGAGUUAGUUUUCUUGUGAAUAACCAGCAAAGAUACAUAAGUAAAUCAUGGAAGUUCUUCUCAUGGAAGAGAAGUAUACACAACAAGAACUCAGCAAUGUACUGGGAUUGGUCCUCCAGGAAGCAUACUUCUUUGAGUGGAUGGAUUGUUUAUAAGAUUUUUUGUAGCUCUUUUUUUUUUAUUUCUUUACACUGUAUUUGUUUGAAGAAAAUAAGUAAGUUCAAGGAAUGGAUAAAAUACACAGUUCCAUUUGCAUCUCCUA